Komagataella phaffii GS115 is the source of this 1236-nucleotide messenger RNA. Its product is annotated as TFIID subunit (48 kDa). Gene Ontology annotation, cellular component: transcription factor TFIID complex. NCBI's taxonomy places the organism in Eukaryota, Fungi, Ascomycota, Pichiomycetes, Pichiales, Pichiaceae. Gene Ontology annotation, molecular function: DNA binding; RNA polymerase II general transcription initiation factor activity. The record is from RefSeq and is a predicted model, not a curated record. The transcript has a single exon. Gene Ontology annotation, biological process: transcription initiation at RNA polymerase II promoter. The coding region runs from base 1 to 1236 and encodes 411 amino acids.
AUGUCAUCGACUCCAGAUGGGUCAACUCCAGUGGAUAGUGGAAAGAGAACAUCGGAUCAAAUUGACGUUGGGGAAUAUAAACGUGUUAAAGUAGAGCGAGGCAAUCGUUCUGAAACCGUUGAUUCGGGGCUGAUUGACAUGAGCAAUUCUGUUGGAGCGUCGUUAGAUAUUCCCACUCCUGAUCAAUUGAAUCCAACAAACACUGGAGUUCAGACCCCCUCAUUGCACCAGCCAGGCGAAUCAAUCUCAGCACAUUCUCUCUCGCUUCCAGGAGAGACAAGUGUGGGCGGCUCGACAGGUAUUAGCAGGGAAAAUACCCCUCAAGUUAGACCGGACGUUUCUGUCUCACAAAGUUCAUCACAGUUACAUCAAAGGAAUGAGUCGUUCCCUGGGUUAAGUGUCAGCAAGAGUACUACAUCUUUGAAUAAAGAUACCAUGUUUGACAAUCGCAAACGACUUUUGGGAAAUAAUGGAGCUAACCCCAAUGGACAGAAAUCCUCAGAUCCAGAAAAAUUAUCUGACGCAUUGACUGCAGCAGGUGUAGACCUGAAAGAGGAGGAGAGUCUGUUAUCUCAAUCUACUGUGAUACAACAAAGUAGGAGACAAUUGAGUACACUGAGUUCAUUCCUUCACCCAGUGCAUCUAGCAACUUUUAUGAGAAGAGUCAUGGAGAACAACGGACUAAGAAACUAUGUGGACCAUGACACGGAGCUUUUAUCCUACAUGUCCUCUGCGUGCGAAGGAUUCAUGGCCGGCAUCUUGACAGAUUCUGUUAUCCUUGCGAAUCAUCGCAAGCGACCUAUCAAAUCUAAAUUAAAACACUCCACUACUCCUAGAUCUGACGUGUCAAAAGUUUUGAGAGACAUAGCAACAAAGCAAAAAGAGAGAGAAGAACAGCGGGUGCAGAAGAGAGUUACGUUGGACAUUGAGGGACAAGAAGAUGAUGGGAAAUCUAAGCAGGAUAAUGAGGAAGUCUUACACCGAGCUGCCAAUGCCACAGCCAUGAUGAUGACUUCCAAAUCAAAAAAGAAAAAGUAUAGCUGGAUGAAUGCUGACUCAGGCGCACAGGGUGGUAAAACGAACUCCGUUCUUGCCAGAGGAGACUCCGGUAUUCGCUAUAGAGAUGCCAGGGAAGAGCCCGGGCUUGUUCUCAGAGACUUAUUAGGAGCAUUAGAAGGUAGACGGAUGUGUGUUGCCAACACUGUAGUCAAAGGAUAUGCCAGAAUGAACGAUUAA